This is a messenger RNA of Limulus polyphemus (Atlantic horseshoe crab), 3271 nucleotides long. RefSeq names its product microcephalin-like. Bases 263 to 2869 code for a protein of 868 amino acids. The transcript is spliced from 12 exons. Lineage: Eukaryota; Metazoa; Arthropoda; Merostomata; Xiphosura; Limulidae. The record is from RefSeq and is a predicted model, not a curated record. Gene Ontology annotation, biological process: mitotic cell cycle.
GAUUUAAAUUAAACCCCAAUAAACAUUUUUAACGCCACACGUUUUCAAAAUGAACGUACUGAUUUUAUUCCAUUAUGGCAUAGGACUUCACGAAGGAUUGUUUUAUUUUAGGCUUAAACGGAGUGAGAUUAUGCAUAAUAAUAUAACCUAGUAUUGGUGUCAAAGAACUGAUGAUUUCAUAAAGAUUGUUUUAAAGUGCAAAACCUGGAAAAUAGUCCUUUGUUUUCUUGUCCAAUUGAGGAUAAAAUGUGAUUUUUGAAGAAUGUCUGUACUAAAAGUUGUCAAAAGGAAUACUCGUAAGCAGGGUUCUCUUCCUUGUAAUUUAGCAAAUGAGAUCCCUGUAAGUCCUCAUUUAGCUACCACCAAUCUUACCUCCAUCAAUAAUGAAUCUGUUAAAGGUUCUAAAAGUCUCUAUAAAGAUAAUGAGGAAUCCCAACUUCUUACUCCAGAAUCUAAUUAUUCUAAAAGGACUCGAAGGAAAACACUAAAUACUAGAUGUGACUUAGUUGAUCAGGUAAAUGAGGACCAGUUGGAUAUUUGUAGCUCUAAAUUUUCACGGAAAUCUCUUGGUAAAGUUCAAACUAGUAAAAACAGAAUUCCAGCAACUAGAGCAAGAAAAAUACCUGUUGAGACCUGUGAUGAAAAACAGUUACAGCCGAAUGAUAAGGACUUUAAAGUUCCAAUAAGAAGUGAGGAAAGUGAUGCUAGAACUUCUGAAGUAAGGUCAUCAGACCAAGAUUUGAAAUCGGAAAGUUCAUCUUUGGAAACUGGAGAAAGUGUGAAUAACUCAGCACUUAUUAAAUCCUCAAGGAACAAAACAGACCAAAAUUUCCAAUCAAUUGCAUUGACUCCUCCUAAUAGGUCUAUUAGCAUAAAUAGCACACCAGUUGUUAACGAACAGCCCACAAAAAUAAGUGCAAGUUCAUGUGUAACCUUCAGUCCUUUGACAGUUGACCAAGAACAGUCUACGUGUAGUCAGAAUCAAAACAUUAAUCAGCAAGUAACUGACAUAAUUUCAGUAUUAGAGGGUGAGGAUCAAGAAAAUCUGAAACUAGGAGAAAGAAGUAUGGAACAAAAAAAUCACAAACACCUAAAUGAAAUUUUAAAAGGUGUAGUUGCUUGUGUGGAAGUUCGAUCAGGAAGAGAAGAUCGAUCCAAGGCUAUAGAACAACAGCUUCAGUUAAUGGGGGCCAAAGUUGUCCCUCGACUUAGUCGUGAUGUUACCCACCUGGUGUUUAAAGAAGGAAGAGUAGCUACGCGUCUGAAAGCACUAGCAAAGGGAAUACAUAUAGUGUCUGUUCUAUGGGUAGACAGUUGUAAACAGGAAAGGGUUCACACUUCGGAACAUCUGUAUCCUGCUCAUGUACCUGAGUCGUACAACUCUCCAGUGGCUACUAAGUUAAGAAAACCUCCUUACAUGCAACCCAAAGAUUUCAGCACAGAAUUUGAAGGUAGUGCUGAACGACUCAAACAGAUAUUCAACCGUGUAAGGAAAAAUCAACAGUCUGAAAAUAAACAAACUGAAAUUGGAACUGAUAUUUUAGUUGCAAAAACUCCUUCACCCAUUUCAUUGGAGUCGACUGUGCAAGUUGAAUCAGAUUGUACUUCUGUUAUAACAUCAAACAAAACCAAUGUGCCAUUUAAUCAAAAAUUGCAUGAAGAAACUACUUUUCAUGUCAAGACACUAACACCUAAAACUGGAAAAAAACUUACUGCUCAUGCUUCACAGUCCAAUGCAGCAACUCAAAGGAAGAGGAAACUUUUCUCAUGCACAAAAACAAAUAAUCAAAAUGAUGUUGUUGAAGCUAUUACCCCAGAUACAUACACAGAUAUCAAGACUAUGGAAAAUCAUACAAAUGAAAAAACUUAUUCCAGAAAACUGACCACUGCGAAAGCUAAAAAUACACAAACCUUGAGAAAAGAAAGCCAAGGUCAAAACAUAAAAAAGAACCACAAUGCUUUUGAUAUUUUAAAAAGCAGUAGUUCUGAUUCAGAUGUUAAUAAAAUGACUGGUGUAAAUACUAAAAGGCGACGAGUGAAUAAGCUAUCUUUGGACAUUUUAACGACUGACUCCAGUUUUUCAUCUGAAAAAUCAGUUCCUUCUUGUUUGAAAAAUAACUGUUCUGAAGAAGCAUCUUUAGCAUCUUCACGACCCAGUCUUGAGGACUUCAAAGUUAAGAAAACUGGACAAAAGAAAAGAAGAAAAAAAAACAGAAAUUUAAAAAGAAAUGAAGAUCACAUUCACAUUUCUCCAUCUUCAGAUACUUCCCUACUUACAAGCAAAACAACAGAUCUUGUGAACAGAACUCUUGUGAUGACAAGUGUCAAACUGAGUGACCAAGAAGCCAUUUAUGCCAUUGCCACGAAGUUGGGAGGGUUUGUAAUUCGGAGCAAUGUCGGAGAAGACACCACUCACAUCAUAUGUGGAGAAUCUCGACGUACCAUUAAUAUAUUGUUUGGCUUAGCACAAGGCUGUUGGAUCUUGUCUCCGCAGUGGGUAUUUAAAUCACUGGAAGCAGGAAGAUGGUUAGAAGAAGAACCUUUUGAAUUGAGUGAUUACUUCCCUGCAGUUCAGAUCAGCCGACUUGAAAGAGCUGCAACAGGACCAGGUUAUAGACAAGACCUCUUUGGCAGUUUAGGUUUCAUUUACAUAUCUCCUUACAGCUCUCCACCUAAAGAAAAAUUGGUUCAGUUAGUAAACCUGGUUGGAGGCACAAUAACUCCCAGUUAUAGACAUUGUCAGUUUGCAGUGGGUCCUCUCAAGCAUGUAUGCCGAGAAAGUAAUUCUGCUGUGAAGGAAGUUUCUGAAAAAUGGAUCUUGGAUUGUAUAACACAGCAUGAAGUCCUUUCUUUAGAAGAGCCAUCUUGAGAAUCAUUUUUCACUGGAUAGUUUAUGGCAAUGAAUUCUGAGUAUUUCUCACAAGAGUUUAUGGUUUUUACUCAGCUUAUGAAUGGUACAGAUAACUAAGACUGACAACAACUUAACUAUUAAAUUGUGUCUUCAGUUGAAGAAUGAUAUUACCAUGAUAGCUCAUUGUUGAACAAAUUUUUUUCUUAAGUUAUGUAACCUUUUGAAAAUACAUAAUUUGUAAAUCUUUAAAGCAUUCUUUUUUAUAUUUCAUACUGACCAGGAGUCAAAAAGUUUAUUGUUAUCUUACUGUUUACAAUAAAGAAUGGGGUUUAAUUAACCAAAAAUUAGCAGAACAGUACGAUAAUGAAUGGAAUGAUUUUUUUUUUUCAGUUGUCAUGGGUUAAAAUCUUUGAAAUAAAA